Molecule: messenger RNA, 618 nt
Organism: Neoarius graeffei (lesser salmon catfish)
Lineage: Eukaryota; Metazoa; Chordata; Actinopteri; Siluriformes; Ariidae
Gene: rasl10a
Product: RAS-like, family 10, member A
Exons: 3
Molecular function (GO): GTPase activity; GTP binding
Source: RefSeq, a predicted model, not a curated record
AUGGUGGAGUCGCUGAGCAUCGCCGUGAUCGGAGCCGCCGCUGUGGGCAAAACUUCCAUCAUCCGCCGGUUCGUGUACGACGAUUUCUCCGACACCUACAGCCCGACACGCGCGCGCCGCGUCUACAGACCGUCCGCCAUCCUCAACGGCCACAUGUACGAGCUCAAGAUUUUGGAUGUCCCGCCAAUCGCCGCCUUUCCUUCCAGCCCUGCGCAGGAGUGGCUGGAUGUGCGUUGCAGAGGGGUGCGUAACGCCAGCGCCUACAUCCUGGUCUACGACAUCUGCUGCAUCGAGAGCUUUGAAUACGUCAAGAUGAUACGACAGCAGAUUGUAGAUAACAGGUGAAGUUUGGUUGGCAGUAGUGACGUUCCCAUCCUGGUGGUUGGCAGUAAGAGAGAUCUGCAGAGGCAGCGUUUUGCUCAGCGCCGCACCGUCUCCGUGCUGGUGAAGAAAACGUGGAAGUGUGGCUACGUGGAGUGUUCAGCGAAGUUCAACUGGCACGUUCUCCUGCUCUUCAAAGAGCUGCUGGGCAUUGCAGUGGCACGAGGACUCCGCCAUAACCACGCCUCCAUCCGCCUGCAGGGGGCGCUGCACACAAACCACUGCUCCGUCAUGUGA